AUGGCCAUCGAGAAAGUGCUAGGGAUGUGGUGGUGUACGUCGUCGGACGCCUUCACCUACAAGGUCGGCAGGAGCCGGAAUGAUCGAGCGCUGUGGCAAGGCCAACCGUAUCCUACUAAAAGGGAAGUACUCCGGGUGCUCGGACUGAUUGCUAACUUCCUGAUGGUCCUGAAGAUUUUACUGCAAGAAGUUUGGCGAUCUGGCAACCAGUGGGAUGACCCGAUCAGCGAAUCUUCGUUCGAAAAGUGGAAGCGGUGGCUGCAGGUUCUCCUGCGAGUGGAACAGGUCACGGUCCCGCGAUGCUAUCGUAUUCGGACUAGUUCCAGUGCAAAUUAUGAAGUACAGCUGCACACAUUUGUCGAUGGCAGUGAGAACGGCUUUGCCACCGCCGUAUAUCUACGUUUUGUCCAGAAGGGGAUCGUGGAGUGUGUCCUAGUCUCGGCCAAGACACGGGUGGCACCGCUGAAAUUCACUUCAAUUCCGAGGCUUGAACUCCAAGCAGCUGUUUUUGUGGCGUUCAGAGUGAGCGAGAUUCUCGAAAUCACCGAGAUAAAUGAAUGGCGCUUGGUGCCUACCAAGCUGAACGUAGCCGAUGACGCUACCAAAUGGACUGGCCAACCGGAUAUGACUGCCAACAGCAGAUGGUUUAAAGAACCAGAUUUUCUUUGGCGUCCGGAGGCGGAGUGGCCACAACCGCCGACUAAAAGCGGUUCCUCAACCGCAGAGCUUCACCCCAAUCUACUGAUACACUACACGGCUUCUUCGAAGCGAUGCGUCAAUAUCGUCGUACAUGUAUACCCCUUUCCAGCCAACUGCAAACUGCAACUCCAAGGGAAGUCGAUCGUUACAGGUCACCAACAGCAGAAGAAGCUCAAGAAGGCAGAGAGCUACCUUCAUCGCCACGCGCAACUGGAAGCGUACCAAGGAGAAAUGACCCUGUUGCAACAGCGAACUUAUCAGCUAACGCCCGUACUGGAUCAACGGGGCGUCAUUGUGAUGAAGGGUAGAACACGGUUCUGCGACUUCGUUACAGAAGAUGCAAAGAAUCCAAUUAUUUUACCUCGCGACCACCACCUAACCACCUUGAUCAUAGCAUACUACCACCAAAAAUACCACCACCAGAACCAUGAAGCCACCAUAAAUGAAACCCGCCAGAAAUACAAGAUUUCUCGACUACGAGUUUGCUACGCUAAAGUCAGAAGGCGAUCCCAACAGUGUAAGAAUGAUAGCUCAGUUCCACGUCCUCCAAUUAUGGCCGAUCUCCCACCAGCACGACUCGCGGCAUUCUCACGUCCGUUCACACACGUUGGGAUCGACUACUUCGGGCCAAUUGGGUACGUCAACGGUAAAAGAGUGGAGAAACGAUGGGCAAUACUCGCAACCUGUCUAACCAUUCGUGCGCAGGGCCGGCGGAAAGCGUUGAAUCUGGCUGCCAUCUGCCCGACGAAGAAACCGACUGAUGAAGUACUCCAGAGCCUUCUGACUGAGAUUAAGAACGUAGUGAACUCUCGGCCAUUGACCCGCGUUCCGGUGGACGAUGAAUCGGACCCCGCUCUAACUCCGAACCAUUUCCUGCUCGGUUCCUCGAAUGGAACGAAGCCACUCACUGUAAACGACGACAGCGGCAUCGUGUUGCAUCAAGGCUGGCGCGUAUCGCAAACGCUAGUCAAUCAAUUCUGGAGGCGCUGGUUAACAAACUACUUGCCAGAGAUUACCCGAAGAACGAAGUGGUUCAUCCAUACGAAACCCGUGUGUGCAGGAGACGUCGUUGUCAUCGUCGAUCCGAAACUGCCGAGAAACUGUUGGCCGAAGGGAAAGAUCAUUGAGACUUGCAAUACCAGAGACGGUCAGAUACGGUCAGCCACUGUACGGACGGUGAAUGGCAUGUACUAG
Molecule: messenger RNA, 1893 nt
Organism: Topomyia yanbarensis
Lineage: Eukaryota; Metazoa; Arthropoda; Insecta; Diptera; Culicidae
Exons: 4
Coding region: 1-1893 (630 amino acids)
Source: RefSeq, a predicted model, not a curated record